GGCAGAGACAGGCCUCCCCUAACUACAGAACAUUUCUCCAAGCAUCAUGGCUCAGCCAAAAUCCAUGCAGAGCGAACCCAUGCCUUUAGAUAUGGAGAACCGUGACCCCAAUAACAUGAAUGAGCAUGUCAGGGUGAGUAUAGCACCAAUUAUGGUAGUGGGGGUCUUUGGGGGUUUCAAGAUUAGAACAUAUGGAGUUGUGGGCAUCUUGGUAUAUUACUCAUGGAUGGAAUAUUAUUGUAGCAGAAUAUUAUCUAGCUCUUGGAAGUAUAUAAAUAUCUGCGGCAUAUCUUACUUUUAUUAAUCUGCUUUCUAGAGAGCUAGUAUAAGUCAAUGAUGAUUUUCCAGGAUAAUCGCUUAGUCAGGGACAAUCACAAAAUAAUACAUUACAGAAAUACAUUGUUUAUUAACAAUACAUUGGUUUAACCCCUUAAGGACCAAACUUCUGGAAUAAAAGGGAAUCAUGACAUGUCACAUGUCAUGUGUCCUCAAGGGUUUAAACAGCUGAUGGGGAAGAUUUAUCCAACUUUACUAUAAUCACAACUGGGCAAUAUGCUGCAAUUCAAAUUUCAAUUUGGAGUUUAAUAAAUAAACCGGUAGGUUUCUUUAAAGAUCCUGUUCUUAAAUAUAAUGCCAUACACUAUACCAGUAGGGAUUAAUACUGCUGCCAAAUAAGCAGGAUUUAUGGCUGACAGCAUGGGAUAUCACUGUAUUAAUUACAGAGAUUCAUCCAUUAGUAAUUGAACCAGCUUAUGUUAACAUUGUACUAGUUCAGGCUCAAAUAGGCAAAUGUUUUUGAACUGGCAGCCAAGGCAUCAGGGGAGCUAUAGGGAUUCAUAUACCUGCCAAGUGUCCCUAUUUAGGAAGGACAGUCACCCCCACUCACACCCCUAAAAGUAAAGUGUCCCUCUUUGUCUAUUUGAAAUGCUGUGAGGUGUGGAUUUAGUUCCACCAGGGGUCCUGUCUGUUAACUCUACAUGCACUAGAACAGAGGUUCCUAAUUCAUUUCUCCUGUGGAACCCUUUGGCAUUGUGUACCAACAUUGUGGAACCCCCAAAAUGUUUUGCGCCGUAGCACAAACCGUUUAAUUAGCAGAUUGUAAUUUUUUGCCUUUUUGGCAGAUUUCGUUUUUUGGUAUAUAUAUAUACACUAAUUUCUACAGAUAGUAAACAGAUUGUAAUGCUUAGGAGUAGUUGUACUUUUAUGUGUAGAGUUGGUGUUUGUAAAUAAUUUUAUCGGUUUAAUACAUUGUGGAACCCCAAAAAUAUUUGUGCACACACCACAAACCUGUUAAUUAGCAGAGUGUCAUGUUUUACUUUUUGACAAAUUUCAUUUUUGGUAUCUAUAUAUAUAAACAAAGUAAGACAGGAGCACUUGCUUGGAUUUUCAAAAAUGUAUUAUGAAGUGUUCAUCAACCUUAGAUCAACGUUUCGACUCUUCAUGGUCUUUAUCAAGAUGGGUCGAAACGUUGAUCUAAGGUUGAUGAAAACUUCAUAAUACAUUUUUGAAAAUCCAAGCGAGUGCUCCUGUCUUACUUUGUUUAUCUAUCGGCCUGGAGGCACCCGGGUAGUAUUGCUUUGAUUUCUUUGUUUUGGGUUGAGUGCCAGAGUCUGGACUUUUAUAUAUAUAUAUAUAUAUAUAUAGAUAUAUAUAUAUAUAUAUAUAUAUAUAUAUAUAUAUAUAUAUAUAUAUAUAUAUAUAUAUAUAUGUAUUUAUAUAAAAAUAAAUAAAUAUAUAUAUAGACACUAAUUUCUACAGAUGGUAAACAGAUUGUAGUACUUAGGAGCAGGUAUGUUUGUAUGUGUAGAGUUGGUGUAUAUAAUUGCAGCUUUUAACACCGGGGUGUGUUUGUAUGUUUGCAUUUGCAUACAGAGGUGUGUUUGGAUGUAGUGUUGGCUCUUAAAUGCGGAUGCACACACUGACACAGAGAUACACACAUUGGCACAUACACACACACACACACAGGGCCGGAAUGGGAAUUAAAAGCAGCCCUGGAAAAAAAAUAUUUACCAGCCCCAUAAUGCGUCGCGCCAGCAUAGUGUGCAGAUACAGAGUUAGAACAGGUAAAUUAAAAUUAAAAAGUACUUCAACGUAAAAAGCCCACUCAUAGGCUUGCAAUGGUUAAUAUAUUGUAUAAACGAUUGUGGGGUUUGAAUGCAUACGCUGACAAUCGUGUAUACAUGAUUGGAGACGUGAAGGCGUUAAAGUACAUGCAUUGUAACUAAGUUAAUCAAGCUAUCUGUAAAUUAUCAGUCCAAUUUAAAGGGGCACUUUAAGCAGCUGGAUUUUUGCAUGCCCAAUAUCUGUAUAAUUUUUAAGGGGUUUCAAAACAAGAAUAUUUUUAUUGUUUGUUUUAACCUUGUUAACGUGAUCUAGUGCUUCCAUUCCAAAAUACUUCUCAAACUCCAAGGGGUGAAUUCACAUCUGACAUAACCAGAGGCUGUUUUUUUAAUGAAAACUGUCAUUGACUCCAUAGGUAAAUCCUGGACAGACUGAUUUGUUUGGGGCAAAAGGAAUUUGAUUUGUUCAUAUCAGCUAAAAUUUGAGUAUAGUGGCCAUGAAAGUGGACAUCCUUGCCCCAUAACCUGCUUUUAAAAAAAGUUGAAUAAAGGUGGCCUAAUAAACUUCUCGCCCAUUAUUAGUAACAUUCAACUUGAAUUCAUUUCAAACGUGUUGAGCAAUUCAACACAUCUAACUAAAUCAAACUUUAAACCAUCUGUGGUAAAGCCAGGAGUGCGGGUUGAAGUAAGGACCUGCCCUGCUACCUGUACACGGGGGCCCAGCACACUCUGUGUUCCCUCUCUGUUUCUCACAUUCGCGAGACCCGCGGCCGCCAGAGCGUUGCCAUGGUAACCACAGCACGCAGGCGAGUCUUGCGAGAGUUAGACAGAGCUGGAGAGGGAACAGAAAGAGUUCUGGGUCCCCGUGUGCAGUGGCUGGCUCCCUCCACCGGACCACCAGGGAAUGAGAUCUCCCCCCUCCCUGACAAGGUAAGAAGCAGGGAGGGGGGAAUAAAAUAAAAAAUAUACACACAUAAAUUGGAAAAAAAAUUGCUUCCCCACCUAACACACACACACAUCAUCCCUCAUCACACACAUCACACCCAUCAUCCAGCACACACACACACCCUCCCCCCUUUCCCUGUGUCUCUCCCUCCCCUUUCCUGUGUCUCUCCCUCUCCCUAUUCCCUCCUGCAUCCUCUCCCUCCCCUUUCCCUGUGUGUCUCUCCCUCUCCUCCCUCCCCUUUCCUGUGUCUCUCCCUCUCCUCCCUCCCCUGUAAUCUCUCCCCUCUCCCUCCCUCCUUUCCUGUCUCCCCUCUCCCUCCCCUGUCCUGUGUCUCUCCCCUUUCCUGUGUCUCUCCCCUCUCCUCCCAGCACCCUGUCUCUCCCAUCACCCUGUGUUUCUCCCCUCUCCCCCUUUCCCUGUGUCUCUCCCCUCUCCCUCCCCUCCCCUGUCCCUGUGUCUCCUGGCCCCCCUCCCCUUUUUCCUGUGUCUCUCUCCCCCCCCUCCCCCCUCUUCCCUGUGUCUCUCCCCCCUCCUGUGUCUCUCCCCUGCCCCCAAUUUACCUUAAAGAAGGAAGGGGGCUGGCCGCGUUCCAGACUGGAGCCGCCGGGCCGGGUGGCAGCUUCCCCGGUCCGGCGGCACUCCAGUCACUGGCUGCUGAUGGCUGAAGGAGGAGGAGCCUGUCUACCAUGCUCCCUCGCGGUUCCCACAAUUCCCAGCACAGGAACCGCGAGGGAGCAUGGUAGACAGGUUCCUCCACCAUCAGCCAUCAGCAGCCAGUGACUGGAGUGCCGCCGGACCGGCCAAGCUGCCACCCGGCCCGGCGGCUCCAGUCUGGAACGCGGCCGGCCCCCUCUCAGUAUGCCACCUAUGUGGCAGCAGCCCCCAGGUGCCGCGGCCCACCGGGAAAUUUCCCGGUAUCCCGGUGGGCCAGUCCGGCCCUGCACACACAGAUACACACUGGCACACAGGGCCGGACUGGGAAGAAAAUUCGUCCCAGGCAUUUUUUAAUUACCGCGGCCCACUAAAAAGGGGGCGGGGCCAGGUAGGGUGUGUUUUGUCAUCACCAAUGACAAGCAUGCUCCAUCACAAAGUGAGCAUGUUGGUUCAAUGCUCUUCCAGGGUAGACCAUGCGCAGAGCUCUGCUGAAGAGCUCUGGCAUGAGAAAAAGACACUGUAUUUGUUCUGCACAGCACAAGCAAAUUCAAUAACAUGCUUGCACUGUGUUUGCUUGAAAUUUGUCUCUGGUGUCUCCAUAGUUGGGAUACCAGGAGACAAAAAUGCUAGGAAAGCAUAUUGUGCAGUGUGUGAGGGUGCGCUGUGUGUGCGUGUAAGGGGUGUAGUGUGUGUGUGAGAGGGGUGAAAUGUGUGUGUGUGAGGGGUGUAGUGUGUAUGUGUGAUGGGUACUGUGUUUGCGUGAGGGUGCUAUGUGCGUGUGAGGAAGCUUUGUGUGUCAGGGCUGCAGUGUGUGUGUGUGAGGGUGCUGUGAGUGUCAGGGGUGCAAUGUGUGUGAGUGAGGGGUGUAAGGGGUGCAGUGUGUGUGUAAUGUGCAUGUCAGGGGUGCAGUGUGUGUGUGCUGUGCAUGUCAAGGGUGUAGUGUGUGUGUGUGUGUGUGCUGUAAGUGUUAGGGGUGCAGUGUGUGUGUGCUGUGAGUGUCAGGGGUGCAGUGUGUGUGUGUGCGUGCGCUGUGAAUGUCAGGGGUGCAGUGUGUGUGUGUGUGUACUAGUGAGGGUGCUGUGAGUGUCAGGGGUGCAGGGGUGCAGUGUGUGUGUGUGCUGUGCGUGUUAGGGGUGCAGUGUGUGUGUGUGUGUGUGUGUGUGAGGGUGCUGUAAGUGUUAGGGGUGCAGUGUGUGUGUGAGGGUGCUGUAAGUGUUAGGGGUGCAGUGUGGGUGUGCUGUGAGUGUCAGGAGUGCAGUGUGUGUGUGUUAGUGAGGGUCCUGUGAGUGUCAGCGGUGCAGUGUGUGUGAGUGAGGGUGCUGUGAGAGUCAGGGGUGCAGUGUGUAUGAGUGAGGGUGCUGUGAGUGUUAGGGGUGCAGUGUGUGUGUGUGUGUGUGUGUGCUGUGAGUGUCAGGGGUGCAGUGUGUGUGAGUGAGGGUGCCGUGAGUGUUAGGGGUGUCUGUGAGGCGGAUGUGACUUGGGUGAUUAUUUCCCCCCUUCCUGCUUACCUUAUGCCUGGGAGGGGGGAUCCUGCUGCUGCUGCCAUCCAUCCCUGGUGGUCUAAGUGGUGAGUGAACUCUAGCCUGUGAGGCUAGAGUUCAAUCUCGCGAGACCCGGAGCGUUGUCAAGGAAUAUACUGUAUGUGGGCCAGUGAGGGAGAUCUUUGAUCUCCCCGCCAGCCCGCCAUGGAAUGCAGCAGGGCCAGUGCUCGGAUAGGACCGGCCCUGCAUAGACUGGCAGGAGACAUCCUGUGAUCUUCCCUGCCGGCCUCGGCCCAUGGCCACCUCGGCCCACCUGUUGGCACAUACACACAUACAAAUACACACAAUGAAACAUCACACACAGAUACACACAAUGAAACAUACACAGAUACACACAAUGGAACAUAAACACACAGAUACACACACUGACACACAGGUACACACACUGGCACAUACACUCAGAUACACACACUGACAGAUACAUAUAGGCCAUGAUUUUUAUAUUUGCCGCCACCCUCCUAAUAGCAUAACUUUUGUCUGCAGGCUUAGGUUAGUGUGUGGAGCCUGCAGCACCUCACUCCCUCCAGCAUGGCGCAUUUUAUGACUGGGAGCAAGUGACUGGCUGUCACUUCCUCCCAGCAUCUGAUACUGCAGGUUGCUCUCUUAAACGGCCGCGGCACCUUGCCCCUGUUCAGCAAUUCACAUUGGUUGAACCUAAGUGCAUGGGCCACCUGAUGGGCAAAUCGUGACAGAAACCCUGUUUUGUUCUCGCAGAACCCAACACCAAUUGGGAAAUGCUGCACUAGAGACACACAAAGCAAAAAGUACCAAGCUGGCACUUGACUCCAUAAAACUGGAAUGGUUGGCACUAUGUACAGCAACAUUCAUCCAAAACAAAUACUCUUUUAGGACAGCUUCUGUUUUCAGGUCAACAUUUCAGGUUGUAAAAAAAUUCACACCAUUCCUGGAGAAACAUAGAAUGUGACGGCAGAUAAGAACCAUUCGGCCCAUCUAGUCUGCCCAAUUUUCUAAAUACUCUCAUUAGUCCCUGGCCUUAUCUUAUAGUUAGAAUAGCCAUAUGCUUAUCCCACGCAUGCCUGCCCUUCAACAAACCCCUGCAACUCCCUCCCCACAAAGACCUGCCUCUCCCUCUAAAGCCCCUGCUCAGCCCCUUACAAUAGAAUUCAUUUUUUUAAAACAACAUUAGCAACAGUCUUCAGAGUCCAGUCCCAGGCACAUAGUCAAUCGCACACAGUUACAGGCAGACAGUCACACAAAGAGUUACAGACAGUCACACAUACAAUUAUAGGCAGACAGUCACAGGCAGAUAGUGACACACACACACAAAGUUACAAUCACAUGCAGACAGUCAUACACACAGAGUCACAGGCACACUGUCACACACAAACAGUAACACACAGAGUCACGGGUAGACAAUCACACACACAGUAACACACACAAUUACAGGCAGUCACACACAUGCGCAGACAGUCACACACAGAAACACACACAAUUACAGGCAGUCACACACACACGCAGGCAGUCACACACAGAGUCACAGGCAGACAGUCACACACAUACACGCAGACAGUCACACACACACACACACACACAGAGUAACAUGCAGUCACACACACAAAACUCUCCGUCUCUCUUUCUUACUUACUGACCUAUGGGCCGCAGGAGGAGUGGAUCCAUUGAAGCUCCUGGAGUCUGUAAAUUGGGGAAGCAGGAACUCCAUCCUGCUUCUCCUCGAUGUGCAGCAGUAACAGCAGCAGGUGGAGGCCGUGUUUAGCUCUGCCCCCCUGCUGGAGUGGCUCUGCCCCCACUGCAUAUUAGCUCCACCCCCAUUUUCCUUAGAUGUGUCUGGUUUUGAAGUUCUGGGGCCCCUGCGUGUGUGGGGCGCCCUGUGCGUCCACACAAAUCACACAUCCUAAGGCCGCCCUAGUCAUGGCACCCCCCAAGUGUGUGGCACCCAGGGCGGACUGCCCCCCCCCUUAGUACGCCACUGGUCUGUCCAAUCACAGACUUCCCAAUGCAGCUCAAUGAGAGGUCUUUGCAAGGCAGAUGCUCUAAGCAGUUGCUGCCUCUGAGUUUAGCUCCACUGAGCCAACCAAAACAGGAAGUAAUUUGAUGUGUUGUCUGCUUUAAAGCCAGGGGUCACUAGGUUAAUUUAUAAGAGUGUCAAUUUCUAUUUAAAUCUAUGCUUUAUGCACAUUGAAAAAAAAAAAAAGAGGACACACUCUUUACAUGUAAAGCUUUUCAGCAAAAUGGCUUUAGGGAUCUGGAGUGUUCCUUUAAUCUGAACUCUCUCUGAAUUAAUUUUGCAAUUGUUUUCCCUUUUAUGUAAGGGGAAUACACAAUAAUUAACAAUGGUUUUUAAGUUGUACAAAACAGGCAGAACCAGGAACAGAUUGCAAGGUAACAAGACAAGGGAAAUCAUAUAAUUACAAGGUUGGCCGGGGGCUACACAUCCAUUGGUAUUUCUUAAGAGAUACUCAUCAUUUCAAUUAUUUUCUAUAUUGCAGUAGAUCGUGCCCAUUAGAUAGUACAAUGCACAAAAGGAGUUACCUCAUGUGCACACUUUAUCUCAUAAAAUAAUUCAAUAAUUUGAGUGCAUGGCAUAGUUAAAGGAACACUAUAGCAUUAGGAAGUACCAAGAUAGUUUAGGUCCCCCCCACAUCUGUAUUAAAAAAAUAAAUAAUUAAAAAAAUAUAUAUAAAUGAAUAACUCACCUUUUCAACAUUGUCGAGUCUCCUUCAGCACUGCCACAACCUUUCUCUUGGGUUGCGUCAGGAUGACAGACCAAUCCUCAUAGAGGAGCAUUGGGAAAUGCAGGUGCAUGCGCACACCUACAAUUCCUCCAUAGACAAUCAUUGAAUACAAUGAUUCUCUAUGGCCAACACACGAUGACCCAUGCACGCGUGGCGUCAUUGUAUGCUACAGAUAGAGACACGAGAAAUAAGAUUCCCAGUUUUUAUACCCAGAGGGCUUGAAGCCACACCUCCAAGCCUUUUAUUUAGCUUAAUAUUUGGUUUGGGGGUAGGACAAUCAGAUGAAGUUGUUAAAGCGUCACUUUAUGAACUCAUGCAUAUCAAAUAGCAUGACCUUGGGGACAACAAUUUUAAAUCAAGAAACAGGCACCGAUCAUAAUAUAACUUGAAACCUUGACACAAUUUCGUUUUAAUUGUUGGAUGUUGAAUCACCUAAUACUGUUGUCUUUUCUCACCAGGUCCUCUUCGAAGAUACCUUUGGAGAGCCAGAGGGAACCCACAGUAUUGACGGGGUAUGGGGUAUGUCCUUCAAGACAUUCAACGGGGUGAAGAACUGUUGUUACAUGGUGCUGUCCAUUCUAUGCGGCUGCCCACUGGCCUUCUGCUGGGCCCUGGACUUCGCUUGCAUUCAGUGCUGUCACAUCUGGAUGAUUGGACCUUGUGUGCACUGCUGGAAGAUGAAUUUGUCCUGUCUGAAGAUGUUUUGGAGCUCAUGCGUGCAUUGUCUCUGCGACCCAUGCUGGGAAGCAUGCGGCCUGUGUCUCAGCCUCAUCCGUGUACAAAACAAAAACGGAUAAUAUACUGGUCCUCACCUCAUCAGCUCCUAAUCCUGACACUACUGAGGUCCAAUGUUACACACGUUGACAUUGCAAUGGUUCCUAAGUCCGUAGUAUUCUUUCACCACAAGGACAACCCAACCAUGAGUAACUAUCAGACUGUUAUUUAAGCUAUAAUUUAAACAUUACAACAUUGUGAUACCAGUUAUUUAAAAUAAAAGUUUUGUGCCUCAAAA
Messenger RNA from Pelobates cultripes (western spadefoot toad), 8927 nucleotides. Lineage: Eukaryota; Metazoa; Chordata; Amphibia; Anura; Pelobatidae. The record is from the annotation of a GenBank genome assembly.